GCACUGCACUCCCCGACGAUACAGACGCAUCACCGACGGCAACCUGCUCUGUUCCGCCAUGCGUCUGUUGUUGCCGCCGUAGUGACUCGCCAAAUCACACAUCCACGCACUCUGUCAACCCUCGUUGCCUGCACACCAAACCUACGCUGCCGCAACACUCCACAGGCGCAUCAUGGCUGGUUACGGGAAUGACCACUGGCAUAAUGGCGGCGGGCUACCAUACCGUCCGCCGCCUACCGUGGACGAGGCUAUUCCGUACUCACCCUUUACCUCGAUAGUCCCUUUCUCGCCGGACAUCAUCCCGUUCCCAUCCGCCGAACCGCCGACUCCUCCCUCCACUCUGACACCAGACCAACGAAACGCUGCGACGAAGGCAAUCAGUAUUCUGAACGAUGAGAUCAAGGGUCAAUCGACAGCUCAGCACCUGAACAACACGCUUCGGCAGCUUCAAGAAUUACUGGACCCGGACGAGCUGACGCAAUUCGAAUUCAAGCCAAUGCCGCAACUCGUAACGCCUCCGCCCGAAAGUCCUACGAAGGAGACAAAAGGCUCAGUUUCCGACUAUACAUCUGCCCUCAGCCCUUUCGCGAGCCUGUUGCUGAAGCAAACAAACAUGAGCUUCACGCCACUCGGUGUCAAGACUGCUGAACGGCCUCGACAGUACUACGUACCUCCUCGGAAAGCUGCGCCCCCACAGCCGCCACGGCCUGUCCCUCAGACACAGUUCGCCAGCCUUAAUGGCAUUGCGUCUACGCAAAAUGCGAAUCUCUCGCACACGCUCAGCGCACCACCCUCCGCUUCCACAAAAGCGCCUCUUGUGCUGAUAAAGUCUAAGAGCGUCCGUCACGAAGAGUACAAGCGAUAUGACAAUGUCGAGGUGACUGAGAGCCCGUCGCAGAAAAAGGUAGAGAGCGGCGCCACUGCCCUACGACCCCAUGAACGAGAGAUCGCCGACAGAAAAAUCGAGGAACUGCAGUCUUAUGUAGAGGGCUUGUCUGAGGAAAAGGAUGACAUGGAUGCCUCGGAGAACUUCUCGCGAGUCUCAACCGCCGACGCUGAAUUCAACGUUCUUCUCCCCAAGGCGAUGAACCACCUUUCUGACAGGAUCUCAACUGUCACUAACCUUGGCCGCUUUGCCGUUCUCCCUGUGGACCUAGUCAUGCAAAUUCAGUCGCUAUUAGAGCCGGCGAUCAAUUCGACUAGUCAACUUGGGUUAUUUCCUCGAGAUGAUGAGGAGCUCAACUGGUCCGAGAGUCUCGAGAAGGCCAAGUUCGCGCUCAAAGCGUCCAAGCUUGUGUUGAACACCAUGAUAGAGGGACGCGACGAUUAUCGAAUGCGUCGUGAAGAGAUCAUCGAUGUGAUCAUUAACCUCAUCAAGGCGAUCAAGGAUGAGUGCAUAAUUCCAGUUGUUCAGUCCCGACGUAUUGGCAGCUCACAAAAUUUGUUCAGUACUGCGACUGGUCAGAGAAAGGAUUUGCUUGCGGUUCUGACGUUGUGCGGGAGCGUUUUCAGCCAUUUCGCUACUUUGAUCGGCAAAUUCAAUCUCUCAGAUCGCGCGCUGAAUGUCAUGGAAUACCUGUCACUAGAACUGCUCGUGGAACAGAACAGCGAUUCUGAGAAGGAUUCGGUGUUUGGCAUCCAGAAAUUUGAACAGUUUCGCCAGAAGGCUAUGAAUGUCAUUGCUCAAAUAUUUGCUCGACACGCAGAACAAAGGUCCUCCAUUCUCAACGGCAUUCUUAGCAAUUUGGAGAAGCUGCCCGAUAAGAAGGCGAGCGCCAGACAGUUCAAGUCAGCACGUGAAGUGCCUAUUAUGUCUAUAUCUGCGCUGUUCAUGCGCUUCAUUCAGGUUGCCGCGAUGAACAGAGAAACUCAAAAAGGAGCAAGCAACGAUAUGCACGAGGAAGAGGUUAGCGAUUACGAGCCAGGAACUUCCAUUCCAGAGAAGAGGAAGAGAGGAAAAGGUGGUCGCUCACCAGAUCAGAUUGCCAAAGAGCUAAUGGCCAACGCCAAUCAGAUCGCUGCUCACAUUGCUCAGUCUCUCAUCGACAGAGCUUCGAACGUUUCCAAAACAGGCGACAAACCCUUCCGCAACCUAUUGGAUCUCUUCAUUGAAGACUUUUGUAACGUUCUUGGUUCUCCCGAAUGGCCUGCUGCUGUUCUACUUAUCUACCAGCUGCUCGCUCGCAUGGUCUCCAUGCUCCAGGGUGAGAAUGCUACCAAGGUAUCUGUGGUUGACAAGGACAUGGCUCUUGCGACGAUGGCAAAGAUGGGCUGUGGUGUUAUUGACUUCAAGCACCGUUUGAAGCAACUUAAGCGUGGUCUGGACAUUUCACAGUCAGAUCUAUCUUCAAAACUAGACCGUCUCGCGGAUGAUGCUUUGAAUGGAGUCCUUCACGACAUGGAUCUGCUCGCAUUCGAUGGCCCGUACCGGAUGCUUGUCGAAUCGCUGAACGACUAUCUGGAGUGGCAGCCUGGUCAGGAGGACCCUCAUCUCCAGUCUGUCAGCGGUUGUCACGUCACUUUGUGGCUCGAUUCGGUUAUUCGAGCCUUUUCGGAGCAGGAUACAGAUGCGCCUCGUCCACAAGCGGCUCAGCACUUACAGGACCGCUUGGAAUCUAUGAUUAUGGAUUCGAAGUGGCUCGCUCGGGAGUAUAAGUAUCAAGCCGUCACUGAGCACCAGAGCAAACUUGCCGCUGGCAUUGUCACACUGCAGAGUCCAGUCUGCAAGUUCAUUCCUCGAAUGGUCAACACAAUGCUACAAUACAGCCGAGAUAAGAACUCUUCAAAACUCCGGUCAAGAGGCAUGACUGGGCUGGAACAGUUGAUUGAAAAGGACCCCCGCAUCAUUGACGAACAGACCAUCAAGGGUAUGGUGGGUCAGUUUUCAGACAACUCACCAAUGGUUCGUGAUCACACUCUUUCCUUGGUAUCGAAAUGCCUGGAGCAGGAUCCCUCGUUGGAACGCCACUUUCUUCCCAGCAUUCUCAGCCUCACUCUGGAUACGUCCAACGCUCCUAAGAAGAAAGCCAUCAAGCUUCUGAAGGACAUUUAUGUUGGUCCGACCCAACAACACAACAGGCUACAAAUCGCCGCUUCACUGCUUCUACCUUCGCAGGACGACGAGAAGGCUAUUGCAGAGCUGAGUCGUAACGUCCUCGAGGAGAUCUGGCUGAGCUCUACAACGUCUAGCGCCAAGGCAGAUGAAAACCACCUCCGACUUGAUCGCGUACAGAGGGCCUCGCUCAUGAUCGACGUCACUCAGAAGAUCCAUGGGUCACCAAUGCACUUAGAAGCUUUCGAGAAGUUUUUCCUACAUGCCUUGUCUUCUGAAGCCAAGGCCCCGACUAAGAAUCUGCAAUUCUGCCAGAACCUUGUUGCUGACAUGAUUGACGGAGUAAUCAGUCCUGAAUCUAUGCCGGGAGCGAAGCCACAAGCACACAUAUUGAGCGCUCUCAGCAUCUUCGCCAAAAUCAGGUCGACUUUGUUUACCAUGGAUCAGGUCCAGUUGUUGAAGCUUUACAUCAAAGAUCUUGCCACCGAGGAAGAUCUUCUCUUGGUGCAACCCACGGUCACUAUCUUCCGGCAUGUCUUCCCGAACCUCCCCGCGCUUCAGCAGGCAUUUGCGGAAGAAGUGCGAGCGAAUUUGAUGCGGAUGAUCUCCAGGCUUGCUAUGUGGGCAGCUCAAGGGCAACCCACGAGCAGAGAGACUCUUGUCCAUGUCGCUCAUUGCUUAUGGAUUGUUAGCCCCAUGGCGGAUGAAGGCUUGACUAAGCUGUUUGCGACAAUUUCAUCGAUUAUCUGCCAGAUACGACCCUUCACAUCCUUGACCAAGGAGCAAGCAAUGGAGAAGCGCAUCAAAAUCGGUUCCUAUCUGAUUCUCCUAGGCACAUUCGGGAAGGUCUGUACUUUUGAUCAAUACAUUGACAGGUUUCGGGAAAGGAUUGUCUUGCAAGCCCGCAACUUCAUCAGCAAGCAGCAGGCUACAGAAAAGCAAAUGCAACCUCUGCUAGCUGGGAAAUCGUCAGCCGCUCUCCUUCUUCUGGAUUCCGUCCGACCAUUUACAAUGCAAACAUGGGGCAUGGACAUUCGAGAGCAGGCAUUGCUGAGCAUGGGUGAAAUCUGCCAGCAGUCACCUGAGCUCUUCAUGCGCGGAGAAGUGGAGAAGGUUGUUAAGCUCGUCUUUGUCAACCAGGAUAACGACCAGCUGAAGCAUGUGGCUCUCACGUUCUUCAAUGAGUACUUCACGUUUGCCGAGCGACGUUCUGAGACUGGUGCGGAGAUCGCUGUAGGCAGUGGGGCUGUCAAUGGCUCCGCACGCCUAGAGACAUCGUUCGUGGCCAACGAGAAUGACUCUGCGACACUACACCUGGCUCAAAAGUUUUUGACAGAUUUUGUGGACGUCGCACUGAAGAACAAGAACCAGCUUGCGGAGCUUGCGACCAAUAUCAUUGCUAGCAUCAGUCGACAGGGUUUGGUUCAUCCUAAGGAAUGCGGUGCUGCGCUUGUUGCUCUGGGGACCUCUUCGAACAGCAAAAUCGCGCAGACGGCUUCUUUGGAACACAGGCGGAUUCAUGAGAAACAAGAAUCGUACCUCGAAAAGGAGUACAUGCAAGCUGUGCGUCUGGCCUUCAACUACCAGCGGGAUAUCUUCAACGAUCCUCAUGGAAUGGUUGAGGAGAAGUAUAGCCCCAAGCUCGCCAGACUGUUCGAAGCUUUGAAGAUUGGUAAGAAGGCUACCAUCAAACGAUUCGUCGAGAAUGUGUGCAAGCAGAUCGACUUUGAUCUGUCGAAGUUGAAGGCUGAUGGGGAGAUUCCUGACGCUAUUCUCUUUGCGCGCUUUUGUCUGGAAAACUUGAGCUUGCUCGACUUCCCGCGCCUCGAGGAACUGGCUGUUUUCCUCAACGCAGUCGAGGCUAUUAUCUUCAAGAACACCGGACCUGCCGUGGCAUUAGCUAUCGAAACCGAGAUGCCGAAGCAGUUUAUUGGCCUAGAGCAGCCGCUGCCACCGAGUCAAGAACACUUCCAGCAUCAAUUCCACCACAGCGCCGACAUGAACCUAGCAUUCCCGACCAGUCUCACCCCAGCCCCGAUACCAUCACAAAUCGCCCAGCCAACCAUCGACGAUGCCCGCCUCCGCACAAUCACAACAGCCUGCAUGAUCCUACAAAUGGUAUGGGAAACACGCACCUUUGUCCGGCGCUGCUACACCGCAAAAUUCAGCGGCCGCAUCCCGCAGAAAGAAUACGCAAAGCCCGCCCAACGCAACAACUUCAUCUCCGGCAAAGAGCUCUGGGAGCGCCUCACCCCUAUCAUGAGCGCGCUCGCCUCCCGCGAAGCAAUGGUCAAGCAGUGCUACGACUUCGCUGACCUGCUCAACGUCGAUAGCGAAGCGAAAGUCGGCAACGACGAGGAUGAUGACGAAACGGCCUUUGCCGCUGGAUAUGAGACGCCGCCUGAUAACGGCGAGGCGAGCGCGCCCGUUCCUACUAGUGGCCGCGGCAGGAAGAGGAAGAAUAAUGUUAGUUUGGGGAAUACGCCGAAGAAGGCUAGAAGUAGGCCGCUGGGUGGCGCGAAGGGCAAGAAGAGGAGUUCUAGGACGCCUGAGGGCGAUGAUGAGUCGGAGUAGGUGCCUUGACUCUUGUUUUUUUUUCAUUCUACUCCCUGAAGUGGUGGCGGUGUGGAGAAAAGUUUUUCCCCCUUCUUUUCUGCCUUUCUUUCAAUUCUUCCUUUUACGGCGUUACGCAGGUGGGUUUCAUCGUCGUCAUCAUCAUCGGAGAUACCCCCUUGGCUUGGUUUUGAUGCGUGGAUUGCUUGCAUGGCAUGGCAUGCAUGUGGUGUAUUUGGCGUCGUCGUUUUAUGUUCUCUUCAUCGGUAGAUUAGGGGGGGUUCUUCAUAGUAUCGAGGGUGCUGGAGUUUUUGAGCAUGUAUGGGGUAGUUCUUCUAGCUUCUAACUUCUAGCUUCUAACUUCUAGAUAUUCGAUGAAUAUAUUGUAUUCUCGC
Messenger RNA from Dothidotthia symphoricarpi CBS 119687, 6000 nucleotides. RefSeq lists its product as uncharacterized. Gene Ontology annotation, biological process: establishment of mitotic sister chromatid cohesion; establishment of protein localization to chromatin; replication-born double-strand break repair via sister chromatid exchange. Gene Ontology annotation, cellular component: Scc2-Scc4 cohesin loading complex. The record is from RefSeq and is a predicted model, not a curated record. Gene Ontology annotation, molecular function: chromatin binding. The transcript is spliced from 5 exons. The coding region runs from base 173 to 5626 and encodes 1817 amino acids. NCBI's taxonomy places the organism in Eukaryota, Fungi, Ascomycota, Dothideomycetes, Pleosporales, Dothidotthiaceae.